UGUUGAAUUGGCGCCGACGACACCAUGACCGAGAUCCACAUUGCGACGCCGACGGCGGCCCAGCGCGAGCGGCUCCUUGUGAACGUUCUCUUCUCACUCAUUGGCAUCGGAUACCUCUUCCCGUUCUCGGCGCUGACGCAGCCCGUCGACUACUGGAGCCAUCUCUUCCCCGACUUCAACAUCGAGUUCCUCAUCACGUGCACCUUCAUGUACACCAACCUGCUCAUGCUCGGUCUCCUCGUCUCGUUUGGCUCGUCGCCGUGGAUCACGGGCCGCGUCGUCGGCGGGUUCGCGGGCCAGCUCAUCGUGCUCGUCUUCGUGCCGGCGUCGUACCAUUUCCUCACGACCGAGAACGCCAACAUGUGGGCCGUCCUUGGCGCGACCGCGUUUGCCGCCAUCGUCACGGCCUUCCUCGACAGCUGCGUCAUCUCGCUCGCCAACCACUACCCGAUGUACGCCCAGGAAAGCCUCCAGUUUGGCAUUGGCCUUAGCACGCUCAUUGGCAGCGUGUACCGGGACCUGACCAAGGUCAUCUUUCCUGCGGACGCCAUCGUGCUCUCGAGUGGCGUCUACUUUUACACGGGCGCUGUCACGGUUGCGCUCUGCAUCGUUGCGUACUUUACUCUGCUCACGCUGCCCAUCUCGAAGCGCUGCUUGACGACCAAGUCGCUCGUCGAGCAAUCACCGCUGCUUGCAGAGUCGGGUGUCCAGACGCUUCUCUCGGUCGAGGCGCCGGCGCCGAACCGCUGGGCCGUCUUGCGCAAGUGCAUCUACAACCAGAUCCAGGUCGCACUCGUCUUUACGUGCUCGCUCGCGCUUUGGCCGCCGCUCGUGACGGAGCUCAAGAGCUACAACUUCCCCGAGCUCCAAGCGUCCGGGUGGUGGCCGCUCUUGCUGCUGACGCUCUUCUCGGUCUUUGACUGCAUCGGCCGCUUCCUCAUCUCGUUCCGCUGUGGCUUGACCAAGGACAACAUCUGGCGCAUGGUCGCGAUCCGGUUCCUCAUGAUCCCGUGCAUCCUCGUCUCGGUCAAGGGCCUCUACUUCACGCACGACGCCUUCUCGAUCGUCUUUGUCUUGUACCUUGGCUUCACGAACGGCUACAUUGGGUCGCUCGCAAUCAUUUUUGUCAACGACUGCGUCGAGCCGCAAGAGAAGGCGGUCGCGGGCAGCUUCACGGGCUUCUUCCUCAACUUCGGUCUCGUCCUCGGCUCGACGAUUGGUCUCGGUCUCUCGCACCUCAUCGCAUAAACCUAGUACUACGAUACUGCGCAUGGGAUUAAUAAUCAAUGAGAGCAUGGACCAAUGUCUCUUGAACACUGCA
Molecule: messenger RNA, 1321 nt
Organism: Saprolegnia parasitica CBS 223.65
Lineage: Eukaryota; Oomycota; Saprolegniomycetes; Saprolegniales; Saprolegniaceae
Exons: 1
Coding region: 25-1248 (407 amino acids)
Biological process (GO): nucleoside transmembrane transport
Cellular component (GO): plasma membrane
Molecular function (GO): nucleoside transmembrane transporter activity
Source: RefSeq, a predicted model, not a curated record